UAAAGUUCUCUCUUUUAAGUAGUCAAAGUUUGGAACUUGAACACCAUCAAAUUCAUCAAUUUACUCCAACUUGACUAAAAUCUUAUCUUUUUUUAUCUCUAUUAUAAUCAAUCUUGAUUCAUCAAUAACUCGAGUUCAUACACAUAUACAUUGAUCUCUCUCUUACAGACAAUUGUCAAAACAGAAAAAAAAAAAACAUGAAGUUCUUCGGGUGGAUGCAAACCAAACUUAAUGGGGAUCAUAACAGACCAAGCACUUCCUCUGCUUCUUCUCAUCAUGAGAAGCAAGAGCCAAGAGAGGAGUUUAACGACUGGCCUAACGCGCUGCUAGCUAUUGGUACAUUCGGUACAACAAGCAACAGUAUGAGCGAAAACGAGGGGAAGAGCGUUGUUCAUGAAGAGAUUGAAACGGAAAAGAAGUGUACCACACAAGCCGAGCAAGAAGAAGAGCCUUCUUCUUCUGACGAUCUUGAAGAUUUCACUCCUGAGGAGGUCGGAAAGCUGCAGAAAGAGUUGAUGAAGCUCUUGUCAAGAACAAAGAAAAGGAAGUCUGAUGUGAAUAGAGAGCUCAUGAAAAAUCUUCCUUUGGAUAGAUUCUUGAACUGUCCAUCGAGUUUAGAAGUCGAUAGGCGAAUCAGCAAUGCGCUUAGCGCUGUUGUAGAUUUGUCAGAGGAGAAGGGGGAAGGUAUGGAGCGAACGAUUAACGUUAUUCUAGGUAGAUGCAAAGAGAUAUCAAUAGAGAGUAAGAAGAAUAAUAAGAAGAGAGACAUAAGCAAGACCUCCGCCUCGUAUCUUUUCAAGAAGAUCUUUCUCUGCGCAGAUGGGUUUUCAACAGCCCAAGCCCCAAAACCUAGCUUGAGAGACACGCUUCAAGAAUCAAGAAUGGAGAAGUUAUUGAAGAUGUUGCUUCAUAAGAAGAUUAAUGUUCAAGCCUCAUCGAAACCAACAUCAUCGACAACAAAGAAAUGCUUGCGAGACAAGAAACAGCUCUCACUAAAGAGUGAAGAAGAAGAAGAAGAAGAAGAAGAAGAAGAAGAAACCAACGAAAGAAGAAGUAGUAGCGACGGAUAUAAAUGGGUCAAAACAGACUCUGACUUCAUAGUUCUUGAAAUCUGAUCCAACCUUCGUCUUUUAAGCUCUUGCAAAAUAUUUUCCCAAGUACAGAUACAACAUCUUCUCGAGAAAAUUCAAAAGAAAUAAUGAAAUGAGUCUUUCAUUUCUGAGGGAAUUUUUUGGGUGCAUCUGCAGAUUAAGCCUUGGGCUUUUAGAAUGCUUUAACUUCUAUUUUUGCAUGAUUAGAUCUGUGGGCAUUUGGGUCCACAGAACCAAACAUGUUCUUGAAAUUAAAUUGCAUACAUGCGUAUAUAUGUAUAUAUAUAUGAAAUGUGUUACAUACAUAUAUACAUGUGUGUGUGUGUGUGUGAUUUGUGUAAUUUUAAGGUGGAUAAC
Messenger RNA from Camelina sativa (false flax), 1448 nucleotides. Its product is annotated as protein LAZY 2-like. The record is from RefSeq and is a predicted model, not a curated record. Lineage: Eukaryota; Viridiplantae; Streptophyta; Magnoliopsida; Brassicales; Brassicaceae. Gene Ontology annotation, biological process: gravitropism; regulation of growth.